AUGGUAAAUUCAAGUGCCCCCGACUCGAAGAAGGAUGCGGGGCAUUUGAGAUCAGACGGACCGCAUAUCCCACCUGGCACGAGUAAACAGUCAUCCAUUGUAAGCCACGGUACUCUGCCAGAAUCUCUUGUUCUGUCCCCUUCGGCAUCCUCCAUCGCGGUGCCCUCGAAGAAUUCCACUGUCAAGAACACGACCAACGCACCUCGGGUAGACCUCGAUGGGCUCUGGGAGGAGGCAUAUAAGGAGCUUUCUGAUAAUCCAAAAAAUUCUAAACUCGUCACGGCCUAUGAGAAAUGUCUGGCCCAACCAGGAAAUACCGAGAACGAUAUCUCAGAAAUUGACAUUAUUCCAUGCUUGAGGUCGGUAAUUGAAAAUCGCCUCGAUGAGAUAGAACGCUGCCGGAUCAAGGUCACCUUGGCAGGGAAGGAGAUCAUCGGCAAGGAUCAAAUACGGAGGGCAGCGGACAAGAUUUUAUCUGUGAAGGAUGCUGUCACGAUAGCAGUGAGCGCCGAGCCACACGCUGCUUUGGCAUGGGCCGGAGCUUUGGUACUCUUGAACUCUUUCACCAAUGCUUUGAAACAAGAUGCAAAAGCCAUGGACGGAUUCAAGUAUAUCGCAAUAGUUCUCGCUCGCUAUGGUGUCGUCCAACGUGACUGGAGCAGCUUGUAUUCCGCAGCAAGGCAAUCCAAGGCAUCAGAUGACGGCCGUGCGCAGUAA
Messenger RNA from Penicillium malachiteum, 717 nucleotides. RefSeq lists its product as uncharacterized. The coding region runs from base 1 to 717 and encodes 238 amino acids. The transcript is spliced from 2 exons. Lineage: Eukaryota; Fungi; Ascomycota; Eurotiomycetes; Eurotiales; Aspergillaceae. The record is from RefSeq and is a predicted model, not a curated record.